AUGGCGAAGGAGCAGCCAGAGAGGGAGGGGAUGUUCCACCGUGGCUCAGGCCUGAACCUGACCAGCGGGCAGUACACAGCCCCCACCACGGGGUAUUACAUCUUCACCGCCACGCUACACAUCGCAGCGGCGGAAGCCCCAGUGCGCAGACAGCGGCGGGGAAAGGGGCAGCCAUGCAGGGGGAAUCGUCUGCGGGUGCUGAUUUGCGUGCAGUCCCGCUGCCAGCACAACAGCAGUUUGGAGACCAUGUCCCAGCUGGAGAGCGGUGGUGACCUUUUCACCAUCUCUGUCACCGGCGUCCUUUACCUGCAGGCUGGGCAGUAUGCCUCUGUUUUCGUGGACAACGCUGCAGGCUCUCCACUCACCGUUCAAAGUGGCUCUGAUUUCAGCGCCAUUCUGCUGGGGGUGUGA
This is a messenger RNA of Phaethon lepturus (White-tailed tropicbird), 411 nucleotides long. It is a transcript of the gene ERFE, whose product is annotated as family with sequence similarity 132, member B. The coding region runs from base 1 to 411 and encodes 136 amino acids. NCBI's taxonomy places the organism in Eukaryota, Metazoa, Chordata, Aves, Phaethontiformes, Phaethontidae. Gene Ontology annotation, biological process: positive regulation of D-glucose import across plasma membrane; positive regulation of insulin receptor signaling pathway; negative regulation of gluconeogenesis. The transcript is spliced from 5 exons. The record is from RefSeq and is a predicted model, not a curated record. Gene Ontology annotation, molecular function: hormone activity.